AUGACCUACUCGCACGAUGACUACAGCAUCGGCUGGAUAUGCGCCCUGCCGCUUGAGAUGGCUGCUGCCAAAGCCAUGCUCGAUAAGCCGCACCCCAGGCUCGCCCAACCCCCACAUGAUCACAACACAUACGCGUUGGGAGAGGUUCUCGGCCACAACGUGGUGAUUGCGUGCCUUCCAUCAGGAGUGGUAGGAACUGCCUCUGCUGCGACUGUUGCGACACAGAUGCUUUCAACGUAUCCUCGUAUUCGCUUUGGGUUGAUGGUCGGUAUCGGUGGCGGGGUACCCAGCGCUGAUAACGAUGUCAGACUCGGCGAUGUGAUAGUGAGCAAUCCUGGAGGAGAGUUUGGCGGAGUCGUACAAUACGACUGUGAGAAGGCUAUAAGGGAGGGCCGGUUACAACGUACUGGUAUGCUGAACAAGCCGCCCAAUGUGGUGCUCACUGCCGUGUCGGAGCUUCAGUCAAAUCACUUGAUGGGGAUGAGCCAGAUUCCGCACUUUUUUCGUGAUAUGCUGGUUAGGUUUCCAGGCAUGACGCGGUUUGGAUACCCGGAUCAUACGGAAGACAUCCUAUUCGAGUCCUCCUACGAGCAUCGAGGUGGUUCCAGGACAUGUCGAGGCUGCGAUCCGAAGAAGGUGAUUUCUAGGGGCGCACGCGUCUCCAAGGAUCCACGGAUUCACUAUGGACUGAUCGCAUCCAGUAACCAGGUGGUCAAGUCAGCCGUUGUACGCGAUAAGCUGGGGGCAGAGCUUGGCGCCCUGUGCUUUGAAAUGGAGGCUGCCGGCUUGAUGGACGGGUUCCCAUGCCUGGUGAUUCGGGGAGUUAGCGACUACGCUGAUUCGCACAAGAACAGUGACUGGCAGGCAUAUGCAGCGGCGGUGGCAGCGGCCUAUGCAAAAGAGCUUCUGUCGUGCGUUUCAGUUGCCCGGACGGAGAAUAUUCCAAACGCUCUUGACGCUGGAAUUGAUAUCAAGUCCCUGGAUCCGAGCGUCGAUGAUGACCGCGAUAAGAUAUACCGACUUUUCCGCAAGUCGCUGCCAGAAGGGAUCCCUGCAAGGGACGAGUCAACAGAAGAGCCCCUCAAAGUGACUAUGCUCAAAGAGAUACUUACGGCCAAGUUCCACGCCCAAGGGCCUUGGGAUAUCUGGCUCGAGCGCUAUGCAGUCGACGGUUAUAACCUGAAUGUGAGCGAUGGCUGGGGCCGUACGCCAUUGCACUACGCUGUUGAAGCCCAGCGGAGUCGAGCCGACAAAGUACGAAAGCUCCUCGAUAAAGGUGCGAACCCGACAAUGCUGGACUAUCAAGGGAACACACCUGUGGAUCUUGCACGACAAUCGGGGGAUAUUGCUGUGCUGACUCUGCUCUUGAGAGCUUGGCUAGCUAUCCAAAGGGACCGUGAGGUCAACAAAACCUAA
Messenger RNA from Aspergillus calidoustus, 1416 nucleotides. Lineage: Eukaryota; Fungi; Ascomycota; Eurotiomycetes; Eurotiales; Aspergillaceae. The record is from the annotation of a GenBank genome assembly.